AUGCCUCUAGACUGUUUGACUGGCUCCGUGCUUGUGGUGCCCUCCAUCUCCAUUGCCAACAUCCCCCAAUUGGCAUCAGAUCUCCUAAUCCACACUCUCAACUUUUCCAAAGUCGACUCUCUUUCAGACAAGUAUCUUUACCCAUUUGCCUCUCCAGUUGACUACACAGACAAACCCAGCGAUGGAAUCUCGCUUGGGCUAGAGGUAUAUUACAGCAAAGAAAACAACUUGACCAUCCUCCACCAAAGGUCUCCAUUGAUGCCCGGUUUUGCCGCUGCCCAUGUGGAGGAAGUUCUUGUGCCAUUCAUAAAAGAAGGCAAAUUCAACCACGUCGUGUUCCUCAGUCUGUCGGACGCAGGCUUGGUGGAGCACAUUGCACCCGGAGGAAUCAGUAUAUACACCAACGAAGAUAUUCUUAGCGAUGGACUUACUAAGCUCCACAUUUCCGAAUCUGACAUUCAACCCUUGGCCAAGUCUCCAGGAAGUGGCUCCAAAUACGAAGAGGCGUUGGUAAAAUCACUUGCGGCCUCAACUAACCUCAGUAUAUUUGUUUCUUACGUAUACGAGGGUGACAAUUUCUACGAUGCUCAAUUGCUUGCUUCCAAAGUCGCUGGAGUUCUCAAUGUGUUCCCAAAAGCAUGGAAGACACCAGUUAGUUGGUUUGGAGUUUACGGCGACAAGCCUGCUCCACUGGCUAUCGAAGAGGGCAUGUACGGUUAA
This is a messenger RNA of Sungouiella intermedia, 720 nucleotides long. The record is from the annotation of a GenBank genome assembly. NCBI's taxonomy places the organism in Eukaryota, Fungi, Ascomycota, Pichiomycetes, Serinales, Metschnikowiaceae.